UGUUCUCCAGGCUUUGAGGCAUAUGAGAAAGUUGUUUUAUCGCUUAACUACGAAAACUAGGUAGAUUUGUCAAAUGUACUAUCAAGUCAUCGAUGACCCUUCUGAUGUUUAAUCGAUGUUUUGGUCAUUUUGGGUUUUGAAGAUCUCAAACUUUCUUUUUUGUAAUCAGCCUUUCACAUAAAAACCCGUUUUACUCAUCAUACUUCCUACAUGUCUUUCUCAUUCACGGAUUUCAGGCAUGAUUUUUUGUACGAUUUGUGUAGCGAUUUAAGCAAUUUUUACAAAGUUUUAAAUUAAGAUGGUUGGAAAGUGAUUUAUGUAGUAGCGUUCCGUCCACCAGAGAUGAUAGAUCACUCUCUAGACAAUAGAAAAUAUCUCUUCUUAUUAGCGAAUUUUACAACUGUUUUAAACAUUUGAUUGUGUAAAUUGCACAUUUUUGCUGUAUUGGUGGAAAAUAUGUUUUAUGCGAAGGGAUAAUUAAUCAAGUAUUCUGGAGAACGCGCCUUGUACUAAAUGAGUGAAGUUUAGUAUGUAGUGCGACAGAUGGUGUGAAGAUUUGGUUCUCCUUAUGUUUUAGCAUGAAGUUUCGCUAACUAGUCCAAUACAAAAUAUGAACAAAAAUCAGAACAAAUGAUUGUUGAACUCUGCAGAAAAUAAAAAGGUCUAGUGGAAAAUUGCCAACUCUUUGUUUACACUGUAGCCAAUUUACUAUUAUUAAACAACGGUAAAAUCUUUUUAGAUUAGUGACUCCAUUGGAUCUGGUUAAAUGUAAUGUUCAAAAUAAUCCAGAAAUUUUUCCGACAUCAGUUACGAGUGGUCUGAAACAAAUCUAUAAUGGUAGAGAAGAAAUCGUAAAAAAAUUAGGUUUAUCUGAUGGAGGAGGAUUACGCUCGAUUGUCAAAGGAUGGGGACCAACGUUUGUUGGCUAUAGUAUUCAAGGUGCUGGAAAAUAUGGAUUUUACGAGUAUUUUAAAUAUAAAUAUUCUAAUUGGAUACAAAAUGAUAAAUAUAGAGAUUUGAUCAAUGCAGGUGCAAGUGCGACAGCUGAAAUUAUAGCUGAUAUUGGAUUAUGCCCAUUAGAAGCUGUUAAAGUGAGAAUUCAAACAUCAUCAUUUGCGAAUGGAUUAAGUGAUGGAUUACCAAAAUUUUAUGCAGAGAAUGGUUUACGAGGCCUAUAUGCUGGUCUAAUUCCAUUGUGGUGUCGUCAAGUACCGUACACAGUUACAAAGUUUGUUGCAUUUGAACGAAUUGCUGAAGAAUUAUAUAAAUUAUCGCCACGAAAAAAAGAUGAAAUGAAUAAACUAGAACAAAUGAGUAUCAUAUUCACAUCCGGAUAUAUUGCUGGAAUAUUUUGUGCAAUUAUUUCAAAUCCAGCGGAUGUUAUGGUUAGUAAAAUAAAUCAAUUAAACAUGAAUGGAAAUAUUUUGGAAAAAAUUCGAGUAAUCUAUAGUGGCACAGGAGAAAAACGCGGUAUAGGUUUUGCAGGAUUGUGGAAAGGAUUAGGUACUCGAAUAAUUAUGAUUGGCACUCUAACAGCGUUACAAUGGUUUUUAUAUGGAGGAUUCAAAGUGAUAGUAGGACUACCGACUCCGGGUGGCGAACACUAA
Didymodactylos carnosus is the source of this 1607-nucleotide messenger RNA. The record is from the annotation of a GenBank genome assembly. NCBI's taxonomy places the organism in Eukaryota, Metazoa, Rotifera, Eurotatoria, Philodinida, Philodinidae.